AUUCAUCCAAUGAGGUUCCUCAGUCGAAAACUACAACUAUCGGAAAUAAGUCAUCAAUAAAGAUACCACCCACAGUAAAGACGAAAGUUCAACCUAAUACACCUUAUAUAGAAAAGGAUUUAUUGGAGGAGCCAAGUGAAGAAGAAACACCAAGAAUUUCUGUUAAGGAUAUUAAGGCAAAUUUCGAUCGUAAUGCUAAUCAAUCGCAAAAACCAGUAACUCCAAUGAGACCCCCAGUUACUGCACCAAAACCUAAAUCAUCUAGUUUAAAUAAUAAAAUAGCACCUGUUUUACCUUCACGACAAGUUAAGGAUGAUACUGUAAAUACUUCAAGGCCACCAUUACCGCCAAGGAAGCCACCUUCCUCAUCUUCCACACUAACAAAUGAUGAUAAUAAUGAUGAAAUACUUCAGACACCCUCAAUAUCUGCGAAAUCUGGGCAACUAGUAAGUAAAUCGUUUACUCAAAGCCAAGCAAAGAGUACUACGCAAGAUGUGGCGGGGCAAGCCGCAAGGCGGGGCAUAUCACAAGCAUUUGCACAAGGCAAAGCUGAAUACGGUGAAUCAAAAUACGGAAAAAAAGUUCCUGAUGGAUUUUUAAAUCGCAUAGAAAAACGUGCACAAAUAGAGGCAGACAAACAAGCACAAAAAGCUGCAGGAGAAGCUUUUGAUGAAAAAGUGACAGAAUUACGUAAAGAGAGUGUAUCUGACACACAAAAAUCGAAAUCCAGUAACAACGUUAAUAAUGGAUUUACAUUUUCAAAAGCGUCCGAUAUGGUUUCUAAUGCAUUAACAAAAUCAAAUUCUCUGAAACCUUCGAUUCCUUCAAGAAAAACCAAUAAUUCAGAAAUUAAAAUUCCUCGUAGGCCGGCGCAACAUAAUAAUCCUUUCAAAGAACAUAAUUUAUCUCAAGGUAUUAAGCCUGAUGCUAGAAAACGGUAUGAAAUUGUUUUCGGAGCAAAUAAAGAUGAUGACGGGUAUAUUGAUGGAGCUGUUGUCAAGGAAAUAUACGUACGAAGUCGGUUGGAUAAUCAAACUUUACGUAAAAUAUGGGAUCUCUUGGACACUGAUGGAGAUGGACGUUUAUCCAAAAACGAAUUUUGUGUUGGCAUGUUUUUGAUUGAUGAACGACUAAGAGGAAAUCCGGUUCCUGAUGAGUUACCUGAGCAAUUAUUAUGCGAAUAG
Messenger RNA from Racocetra persica, 1184 nucleotides. The record is from the annotation of a GenBank genome assembly. NCBI's taxonomy places the organism in Eukaryota, Fungi, Glomeromycota, Glomeromycetes, Diversisporales, Gigasporaceae.